This is a messenger RNA of Branchiostoma floridae (Florida lancelet), 14561 nucleotides long. RefSeq lists its product as uncharacterized. Bases 342 to 14498 code for a protein of 4718 amino acids. The transcript is spliced from 9 exons. NCBI's taxonomy places the organism in Eukaryota, Metazoa, Chordata, Leptocardii, Amphioxiformes, Branchiostomatidae. The record is from RefSeq and is a predicted model, not a curated record.
GAAGUAUCUUUGUGUAUCGACCAAUGAGGAGCCAUCGCUGCAGGGCAGGGUGCACCAAAUCAAAGACAACUUACUGUAGACUUGUCAUUCUUUUUGUUCACUCACUCUUGAAAUCUGACCGACUAGACCGGUCUAACCAGAGCCCUGUUGUGACAAUGAUGAGCAGAGGGGUUGCUGAAACUAGAAGGGGGCAAUCUUGCGACCUUUCUCACAUAUUACAGUGACCUUGAAUUGUCUGGACAAUGCGGUGUAGGGAUUUUUGCCGUCUUGGUGCUUCUUCUGGUACUGCUGCUAGUUCAGUUUGUCUAGUUUCCACAUAUGGUGUAACACAGUAGAGGAGGAUGUCAUCCCCAGAGAAAGAAGAGUACCUGGUCAUUGAGAAAGGGGCCAUGGGCGAUGAGUCAUCAUCGAGGCUGGGGCAGCGUGUGGUUGGUGAACAGGUGGUUGUCAACGAGGAUGGGUCCAGGACGGUCAUAAGAACUGUGGAGGAGACCUUUGAAGAGGAGGUGGAGGAGGAGUUUCACAGUAGUGCGUCAUCUGCCACAUCUACCGACAGCUCUCCAGCUAUCAGGGCACGGGGCGGGCCCAUGCGCAUCUAUAUCAAGAAGGGCUUCCGACUCUUCGGCUCUCCUGAUAGGGGAAAGCGCAAAAUUAAACGCAAGGUCAAACGUACCAAGCUCAGAACAGAGUCGUUCACUGAAAGAUAUGAGGGUGAGGAUGCUGAUUCUGGAAUCGAAAAUGCCACCCCGGCAAAGUCUUCCAGGGUAACACGCAAAGACUCCAUCAAAGAAUUUGUAACCAAAAAGAUGGUCGAGAACCAUCCAACCGAUGAGCCGCCGCGACCCCAACAACAUCCUUCCCCCAUCAUCGGUCGGACGGGCAAGCUUUACAAACGGAAGCGAACAAGAGAGCCGUGUCCAUAUUGCGAAUACACCAGGCAGGUACUGACCAUGAUGGGCCAUGACAUGGAUGAGACUGAAAAACUGGUAUUAAACGUGGGGAAGGUCAAAAAAUGUCUGAUUCAGGAGAUGGCAAACAUCGAAGAAAGGCAAAGGAUCCUGAGAGAGCGCAUCGUUUACGAGGAGCAACAUAGGAGACAGAGGAGGCUCCAAGAACAGUACCAGAAACUUAAGAAAUUGAAGAAGAGGAAAAGAAGGCGGCACAUGAAGCCUGUCGAACAGCCGAGUCCCAAGAAAGCAGUUGCCAUAGCGAUGCGCAUCGGUCCCGAACAGACUGAAACUGAGAACAAACAGGUUGGUCUGUACAGGUUGUACAAGCCGCCAAAGCCGAUGGCAGCAAGGCCAUCUAGACUGGAGGAAGGCCAUCCGAUUCACCACGAGUUAGACGUGUCAAAGCCACACAAGCCAAAAUGCCGCUCUCACCAUCAUACCGACCUGUACCCAGAAGACGAUGGUAGGUACCACUGCCAUGGUGAUGUAAGGAUCCACAGGGGGGACAUGUAUUACACAAUUCCCUCCAAGGACCUGCUGUUCAGGAGCUACGCCCAGGAGAGGGAAGUCGAUCCGGUCACGAUAGAGAAAAUUAUGGACAAGAUCCCUCAGAUUCGAAAGCAGCAGGGUGACCACGUCAUCGUCUUGGAUGAGGACAUCCUGACUUUUGGAAACUGGGAGGAGGUCAAAAGUGAGGUCAUCAUUCCCCAUCACGUGUUACGAAUGGACGAAGCUCCCGCUAUGCCUAUGGAGAGAGAGGGUCGGGUGUCCCCGAUAACGCUCGAGAUGGGCACCUGGGAUGAAGUCCUAGACGACGUCUUCCACAUUGCCAUUGACAAGGAGCAGGUGUCAAGGCAACCGCGGUACCUACAAGGACAAAACAAGAGCGCUUGGGCAUCUGUGGAGGAAACGGAUGAGGUACCUAGGGUACGGUAUCAGGCUGCACAGAUCGAUGUUGUUGAGCAGGAGGUGUUCAAACCGCAGACAGAGGAGAUAGAGGUAGAGGAGGCAGAGUACCUAAAUGGUGUCCUCCGGUCCAUCUACACCAACCUGGAGCAGGUGAAUGGUGAGUUUCCGGGGUACUGUGACUCCUGCGCACACGCCAAGCUUCACGAUGUCAUGCAGGAGGUUUUCGAAGCCGAGAUGUCGCAGGUCGUGUUCGAAGAGCCUAAGUAUCUGGAAGGAGAAGAAGGCAAGACACAUGUCAAGUUGGAGGAGGCUAAAGAGGAACUUCCUCCCUUACCGUUCCACAUGCUGGCAUAUGGCCAAGCUGUUAUGGACAUGUAUAGACCAAAUGCCAAGAAAGUCAGGUCUGAGUCGCCGCGAUACCUACAAUCCGUGGAAGACCUGGAGUUUCUCCACGAGGAGGAUUAUGAUGAGGACAGGGACAGAAUUGAACUGGAAAGGUUGAUGGGAGAACAAGUCAAACAGGUUCUGUGGCAGCACAGCACUGGUGGGCUUCGUUCCAGCAGUCCUGAGUAUCUGAAGGCCAUAGUUUCGGAAGGCUACGUCACAGAAGAAGGUGAAGACGGACGUAUCAGCCCAACCCCCUCUCUGCAGUCUUUGGUAAUUGGUGAAACACUGAUGGAUAUUUUCCGGGCAGAAGCUGGAGCUGUUGAAACUGAAGAUCCACGUUACCAUCAAGGCAUUGUGUUGAGGGAGUAUGCUGCAGAAGAGGAAAUCGACGGCACCGUUAGACAGGAACGAUAUGACAAAGCUGCAGUGGAGUUGUUGAGACAAGAAUCUUUCAAAUCAAAGUCUGGUGUCAGGAGGUCAGAACACGCUCGUUACUUUGCGAAAGAAAAUCACUCAGAUCUUCCAGAAGAGUCCACAGGUAAAUUCUCACCCGUCUCGUUUGACAACGCUCUACUUGGACAAGUCUUUGUCGACCAAUGGAAGGCUGACUUGCAAACUAUAGAAGCAGAGACGGCGAGGUAUCACCAAGGGAUUGUCCACCACGAAAUUAUCAGUGGUGAAUCCAUUGAUGGAAAAGUCUCCCCUCCUCCAAAUCCUCAGAAUGUGGUAGUUGGACAGGCGCUGAUGGAUAUAUUCAAAGCAAAUGUAGAGGAAGUCCCUCUGGAGAGGCCGCGUUAUCAUGCCACAGAAAAUGAGCUCCAGCACGAGUCCACGGGGAAGAUUUCCCCCUUAUCUUUCGAAAAUCCUGACUUUGGAGAGGUCUUUAUGAAAAAGUGGAAAGCAAUCAUGAAGCAAGAGGAGGUAAGGGUGCCGAGGUAUCACCAUGGCAUUUUGUCUGAUGAGUACAUUGGUGAUGAAUGGAUAGACGGAAGGAUUUCACCUAGGCCAACUGCUGAAAACCUUCUCGUAGCCCAGGUAUUAAUGGAGACGUUUAAGGCAACAUCUGAGCAAGUCAGGGCAGAGAUCCCGAGAUACAUGGCUAAGGAAGAUCAAACGUCUCACGAUGAGGAAUCGACAGGCAAAGUUUCCCCCGUUUCAUUUGAGAGUGCAAUGUUGGGAGAGAUCUUUAUGGAGAGAUGGAAAACAAACAUUGAUCUUGUCAAAGCAAGCUCACCCAGAUAUCACCAUGCUGUCAUAGGAGAUGAGUACGUUGGCAGAGAAGAGGCUGAUGGGAGAUUGUCUCCUCAGCCAACAUUUAAGAAUCUUCUCUCUGCCCAGGUCCUUAUGGAAACCUUUAGGGCAACUUCAGACAAAGUAAGAACAGAGGUGCCACAACACUUUGCCAGGGAGGGGCAAACAUCGUCAGAGGACUCCACUGGUAACAUUUCACCUGUUUCAUUUGAAAAUACAACUUUUGGUGAGAUCUGUAUGGAGAAGGUCAAAGCGAUUGCAAACGAGGAGAAGGCUCAACUCCCACGAUAUCACCACGCCUUCAUCUCAGAUGAAUUUGUCGGGGAGGAAGAGAUAGACGGGCGAAUACCGCCCAGACGGCAAACUGAGAACCUGCUGGCAGCUCAAGUACUUAUGGAAACAUUCAGGGCAACGUCACAGCAUGUUAAAGCAGAGGUACCACGAUACAAUGUAAGGGAAGGUUACACAUCAGACAGAGAGGAAUCAACUGGCACAAUUUCUCCUGUCUCUUUUGAAAGUGUUGCCUUGGGUGAAGUGUUCAUGGAGAAAUGGAAAACAAACCUUGAAGAAGUGAAGGCACAAACCCCAAGGUACCACCACGGCUAUGUUAUGGAUGACUUUGUCGGCGAAGAAGGGAUAGAUGGACGAAUUUCACCCCUGCCAAAUGUUGAAAAGCUGCUGACAGCACAAGUACUGCUAGAGGCACACAAGGCCUCUUCUGAAAAAGUUAGACCGGAGGCAGCCCGCUACUUUGCCACAGAGGGUCAAACUUCAGAGGACUCUACUGGGAAAAUUUCACCUGUUUCUUUUGAAAAUGCUGACUUUGGAGAUAUCGUUAUGAAGAAGUUCAAAGCAGUUACAAAGGAGCAGAAGACUCAAGUCCCGCGGUAUCUCAGUGCCUAUGUCUCAGAUGAAUUUGUUGGGGUGGAGGAGAUAGACGGAAGAAUCUCUCCGAGGCCAACUCUUGACAAUCUGAUGACAGCCCAGGUACUGAUGGAAACCUUCAAGGCAACCUCAGAGCAAGUAAGAGAAGAGCUUCCACGAUACACCGCUACAGAGGGCCAGCUGUCACAGAGACAAGAAUCAACUGGAAGGGUGUCCCCUGUUUCGUUUGAGAGAGCUGAGUUGGGAGAGAUCUUCAUGGAACUGUGGAAAACGAACAUUGAUUUGGUAAAAGCCAGUUCACCCAGAUAUCACCAAGCCAUCUUGUCAGAUGAAUACGUUGGGGAGGAGAAAGCGGAUGGCAGGUUGUCGCCUAUACCAACCCUCCAAAAUCUCUUUGCAGCACAAACCCUGAUGGAAACAUUCAGGGCAACCUCGGACCAAGUUCGAGCGGAGGUGCCAUGUUUCUUUGCCACUGAAGGGCAAAUUUUCCGGGAUCCAGAAUCAGCUGGUAAAAUGUCUCCAGUAUCUUUUGAAAGCGUCACCUUCGAUCAUGUCUUCAUGGAGGAGUGGAAAACCAACAUCGACAGAGUAAAGGCACAAAAACCAAGAUACCACCAGGCCAUCACCUCAAACGAGUUCAUGCACAGGGAAGAAGUAGACGGUAGAAUUUCACCCCAUCCAACCUUUAAGAACCUGGUGACAGCACAGGUCCUGAUGGAGACUUUCCGCGCAGCUUCCAAAGAAGUCAGGGAAGAAGUACCAAGACAUAUUGCAUUGGAGGGUGAAGUUUCACUGAAAGAUGAGUCAACUGGGAAAGUCUCUCCUGUGUCGUUUGAAAGGGCUGCGGUAGGAGAGAUCCUCAUGCACAAGUGGAAAGCACAGCUUGAUCUUGUCAGGGGCUCCUCACCAAGGUACCUGCAUGCCAUCUUGUCUGACGAAUAUGUUGGAGAAGAAAAGGUGGAUGGUAGGCUGUCCCCAGAGCCGUCGUACGACAACCUUGUAGCAGCGCAGACACUCAUGGAAACGUUCAAGGCUACUACAAAACAUAUCAGAGCAGAGGCACCGAGGCACUAUGCCACAGAGGGGCGAACGUCGCAACCCGAGGAAUCUACCGGAAGAAUCUCACCAUUCACACUAGAAGGUGCCAUGAUGGGAGAGAUCAUGCUGCAAAAGAUGAGUGCAGACUUGUCUGUGAUCGAGUCAUGGAAACCGAGGUACCUCCAAGGUGUCGUCUACAACGAAUACAUGAGAUCUGAAGUGAUAGAUGGGAGGCUGUCACCAGGACCCUCUCCAGAGAAGCUUGUGUUGGGCGAGGCGUUCAUGGAGACGUUCAAAGCCACAGCAAAUGAAGUUAGGGAAGAAGUCCCACGACAUUGGGCUAGGGAGGGCCAUGCAUCAUUGCUGGAGGAACAAACAGGCAGAGUGUCUCCUGUAGCGUUUGAAGCUGCAUCUUUGGGGCACAUUUUCAUGGAAAAGUGGAAGGCAAACUUGGAGAAGAUUCAGACUGAAGAAGCCAGGUUCCACCAGGCAAUGGUCCAAGAGCAGCUGACGUGGGAGGAGAGGACUGAGGGGGAGAUUCCCCCAAAUCCAAACCUCCAGAAUCUAGUGCUUGGGCAAGCUCUGAUGGACACAUUCCGAGCCACUGAACAUCACGUCAAAGCACAGGCCCCACAGUACAGAGCCACCGAAAAUUAUGAAUCACUGAAAGAGGGAUCUACCGGUAGGAUAUCUCCUCUCUCAUACAAAUCUGGAGUGUUUGGGGAGAUUUUCUUGGACAAGUGGAAGGCCAGCCUGGAACAGGUGGUAGCCGAAGCUCCCAGGUUCCACCAGGCAAUUGUAAAAGAUCAGUUCAUUCCAGAACACAGAAUUGGAGGAAAUCUCUCGCGUGCUCCUUCCUUCAGGAAAGCAGAAGUGGACAGGGUGGCCAUGGACACACACAGAGCUAAUGCCAUGAGAGUCAUGGCACAGUUGCCACAGUAUCAAGCCACGGUGAAUCACACAUCUUUAGAAGAAGGUACCACAGGAAAGGUGUCUCCAGUUUCCUUCGAGAAGGUUACCUUUGGAGAGAUCCUCAUGGACAGGUGGAAGGCCAAUCUUGAACAGGUGUUGACCGAAAGCCCUCGGUACAACCAGGCCAUAAUGAAAGAUCAGUACAUCCCAGAGGAUCAAACUGAUGGACAGCUGUCACGUGCUCCGUCCCUCAGGAAGGCAGCUGUCGACAGGAUAGCAGUCGACACAUUCAGAGCAAAUGCAGAAAAAGUCAGAGCGCAAGCUGCUCAAUACCGCGCUGCUGAAAAUUACGAGUCAGUAGAGGAGGGCGCUACAGGAAAAGUGUCGCCCGUCUCCUUCGACUCUGUCAAGUAUGGAAAGAUCGUCAUGGAAAAGUCGAGGGCCAGUCUUGAGCAAAUUAAGGCACAAAAAGCCAGGUAUCACCAGGCCAUAGUAAAAAAUAAGUUCAUCCAAGAGGGUCAUGCCACAGCUACUCCACCCCUACCAAACUUCGACAGUCCCGUAUUUCAAGCUGUGAAGCAGAAUCUACAUCGGCAUGAGACAAAUUGGGAGAGGUCGGAGAAGCCACUGUACCUGCGGGUGCGGGAACAGGAGGCUAGGAUGAUUUUCGAACAAGAGGACGAACUUCCUCCCCUUACCUUCCACCAAAGUGUCCAUGGACAGGUGAUGCUGAACAUGUACCGGGCAAGCCACGAGGAGCUCGAACUAGAAAUGCCUCGCUACCACCAGCCCAUUCAGCGUCAAGUCCACGUUAAUUACGAAGAGGUGGUGGAGGAAAUACCAGUUGUCGACAUGGAGGAGGUGGAAUACGCACCAGUUGAACCGGCGUUUUUCAGGGCAGCACUGGAUAUGGUGGAGCCAGACAUGGAUUUGAUUGAAGCAGAGCUAAAGAAAGCCAAUUCCCAUCCAGAGUCGUAUGAAGAUUUGCCAGGGUUUUCCACAGAUAGGGCAAAAGCAGUGCCCCUGGAGAAAGCAGAUGUGCGCAGUGCCGACCAAAGACUCCAGAGAAGCGAGAGUCCAUCAUACCUGAAGUAUGUUCAAAACACAGCAUACGUCCAUGAAUCAGAUGCAGACGACAACAUAUCAGUUGUGGAGUUUGACAGCACUCAACCUGAGCUCAUACCAGCUGACAGGGUACAAACCAUCUACAUCAACUCUCCCCAAGUUGUCCCAGUUCCUAAGAAACCUGUUCACAAGGCUGAGGAAGUCAAAUUGGACAAAUUGAGGGAAACCAAGGACCUCAAGGUGCCAAAGGUGAAACUCAACAAAGCCAAACCAAGCGUAGCCCUUGGACAACUCAACAAGGCCAGAGCAAGUACGACCAAGAUAGAGGGACCCUUUCAACCAAUGCAGAUGCAGAAUGUAGAACCAGCAAGACAAAUGUGCUCUGCACCUCCCGUAAAUCGCGCUCCACGAUUCAAGCUCAAAGAAAAAGUCAUCGACCUCUCUCUUGAAGAAACAGAUGAAUUGCCUAAAAUCCUUAAGAGGGCAGCCAAACUUGGCCUCAUUCCAAAGCUGCCAAAGCAAGCUCUCAGCGCAGAGAAGAUCCGGAGCUUGAAGAUGGAUGUCAAGUUUGCUCAGGAGCUUCAGGAGGAACUUGCAAGUGACCAUGCAAGUGACGUGAGUGAGCUGGACCUGGAAAUGGCGGAUCUUGGCUUUAUUGACCAAACAAGGUUCAACACAGUGGAUGUCUUUGCAGCAGAGCUGCUUCAUCUAAAACUCCCCAAGUUAGAAGUAUAUGAGGAAAGAAAAGACGAAGUCAUGUUCGAAGAGGCAUUAGAUCUGUCCCCGUUAGUCAUGAAAUCUGCUGACAAGAAGCCGAUGCCUAAGGAACUGUUUCUGAAUGUUACUGCAGAGAAAGUAGUUGAAGAGGAUACAGAGGUAGCCAUAGAUUUGCCAGCAGUGCCUCAACCAGUGGACAGAGCCAUGCGAUUGACCAUUGCUGAGGAACGGAAACACAAGGCUGCAUUGACCGAAACUGGAAGAUCACACCAGUCUCUCCACAAAGCCAGACACGGAGUCAUUGAGGUCAAGGAACAUGGGUACAAAAAGGUAGCACCACUGGUGACUCAAGUGGCACACGUACGGAGCGAACCGGAUGAAGUAUUCCAACAGGCUCAAAUCAACGAAAUGGUGGAGAUUUGGGUGCAUGCAGCACCUCCGAAACUGCACAUUGGUAAAGAAGGGACGGUGGAUGUGGUGGAAUAUCACGCCAGUGAUAUUGAGCCAUUUUUACCAUCUUCCGCAAGUCAAAGCACAGAAGAGGUCAGGAUGGAGGAGGCAAAAGCUACAAGAUCUGUAGUCAUGAAUCAAGGAAGGGAAGGUGUAGAAAGUAUGAAGGAGGAAGCAGUUCCGCUCGUGCCACCAAUGCCUAAAAGACAUACCCUGAAGUCAAGCACUGUGCCCACAGAAUCCAUGCAGACUGCAGAGGCAGGGCAUGUAGAGACAGAGCUUGGUCUUCACGGUGCCAGCGAGACCAUCCUUGACAUGAUCAGCAUGGAGGUCAUGUCCGACCUAUCCCCCCUCUCAACAGAGAUGGCGCAGGGCUUCGACAUCCCUCUGGAAGUGUACCAGAAAGUCACCAAGCAGGCACAGAAGCAGAUGUUUGUGUACGUCCCCCCUCCAAAGUACGGGAAAGAAGGCAACAUCCUAACUAAAGAGGAGGAAGUGAAAACUAUUCCCAGUGUGUCAAGUGAAACUGGUAAGCAGAGCCUUGAGCCAGAGGAACAUUGGCAGCAGGUCCUCCUGCAAUGGGUGAAGACUGAGAUUCAGCCAUACUAUGCUGAGGAGAUUGUUCUUGACACAAAACAGUUGUCUUCGCAGGAAAUACCGCCCAUUGCAAGGAGUGAUUUGGCAAGUGUGGGCUCCAUACCAUCAGAAAGAAUGGAAAAAGCACAGUCUCAACAUAUCAGAACACAACUGCAUCCUCACUUUGCUGAAGAACAUGUCAUUGACGAAAGGCAAGUGUCUCCUGAAGUGAUACCGCCGGGUCCAGGAAGAGAUUCAGCACAUGUUGGCUCCAUACCUUCAGAAGCAAUGGCAACAGCACAGUCUCAACAUGUCAGCACCCAACUACAUCCGCACUUUGCUCAAGAACACAUCAUUGACGAAAAGCAAGAGGAGUAUGUCUACUUGUACACUGUUACCCCUCAACACACAAAGACGGCAGAAUCAACUGAAGUGCCUGUCCUUCGUCUUCAGAAAGUCAGAGCAGAUGAGUUCAGGUCCAUGCUGCAUCCUCAUUUUGCUGAAGAGGGUAGCAUCGAUACAAGGCAUGAAUAUGUGUACUUUAUUCCACCCGGUGCUCCUCAAGGAGCGGCAAGACUCAUCAAGGUCCCAUCAGCAAAGCUCAGUCAAGCACAAGCAGACCUGGCACAAAUACGUCAGCUUCCAAGAGAAGACACCAUGCAAACUGUAGAGGAGCACGUCCACACUAUUCCUGGAGUGCCAGCUUGGGAGACUGGUAGGCAGAGCCUGGCGGCAGAGGAGCACUGGGAAAAGGCUCUUCUGCAGUUUGUGAAGACUGAGCUGCAACCUUACUAUGCUGAGGAGAUUGUUCUGGACACAAAGCAUGAGUCUUCUUAUGAAAUACCACCCGUUGCAAGGGGCGAUUUGGCAAGCGUCGGUGCCAUACCUUCACAUUCAAUGGAAACGGCACAGUCCCAACACAUCAGGACCCAACUGCAUCCUCACUUUGCUCAAGAACAAGUGGUAGGAGAAAGGCAGUUGUCUGCUCAAGAAAUCCCACCUUUAACUAGAGGCGAUUCAGCAAAUGUUGGUUCAAUUCCUUCAGAAGCAAUGGAAACUGCACAGUCCCAGCAUUUCAGGACGCAGCUGCAUCCUCACUUUGCUCAAGAACAAGUGGUUGGCACGAGGCAGUUGUCUGCUCAAGAAAUUCCUCCCUUAACUAGAGGUGAUUCAGCAAAUGUUGGUUCGAUACCUUCAGAAGCAAUGGCAACAGCGCAGUCACAGCAUUUAAGGACUCAAUUGCAUCCGUACUUUGGCCAAGAACAAGUUAUUAAUGAAAAGCAACAGUAUGUCUACUUGUAUACCGUUGACCCCCAACACACCACAACAGCAGAAUCUUCCGAAGUGCCCGUUCUUCGUCUUCAUAAAAUCAGAGCAGAGGAGUUUCGGUCCAUGCUACAAGCUGAGGAGGGAAGCAUGGAUACGAGGCAUGAAUAUGUGUACUUUAUCCCUCCGGGUGCUCCUAAAGAGGCAGCAAGAAUCAUUCAGGUUCCUUCGGCAAAGCUCAGCCAAGCACAAAUAGACAGGGCUCAAACAGAGCUGCGCCCACACUAUGGCAGGGAGUCUAGCGUACUGGAAGAGCCAAGGGUGGGUGUGACGGAAUUUGAUGGACCGAGGACUGAUGUAGCAAGAGGGGAAGCUCUCCCUCACGAGCACUACAGAAAUGUGGUGCCUGCACCACAAACCCAGACCUGGGUUCACGUGCCCCCACCUAAAAUGAGACACGCGAUGGACAGCAGCAUACAGACCAGGGAUGAGGUCGUGUACACCAUUCCACCCAUUCCCAUGCCUGACCACAAAGUUAGGAUGGUACCGUUGGAAAGGGCACAACAGGAAAGGGCCUUGAGGCAGGUCAUUCCCACACAAACUCGCGAGAUCCGCAUGGAAAUACCCGAAGAGACAGUGCAUGGCAUGCCCACAGUGGUAAAUGAACAGUCUGCAAGACAGCAACGUGUACAAUCGGAAAGGUAUCAGAAGGUGGAACCGCCAAGAACACAGACUUGGAUCAAAGUCGAGCCGCCCAAGAUGGUAGCCGGUCAUGAGGGAUCCAUGUCGGAUGUGGUGGCUGAGGUGGUAUCAGCCGUUGCCCCUAUUCCCACGCAAGCUGCGAGCGAGGGCAUCGUACCCGCUGAAGUCAUGGAAAAGGUGCAUGCAGCACAGCUGAAAACGCAGCAAAUGCCCAGCGAAGGCUCCUUGCGCGAACAGAUUGAAAUCAUAUCGACCAUUCCACCUCUGUCUUCCAAUGCCGCAAAGGAGUCCUUAACACCAGCCGGGGUCUUCCGCCAGAUCCAUGCUCAGCAUGUGCAGAGUCACAAACUGCAUGCGGGCCAGGAGACCGUCUUCAGGGAAAACCUUGAGAUCCAAAGGGAAGUCCCGCCCCUGAUGCCAAAAACCACCAUGUGGCGUCUGCUCCCGCAGGAUAAGACGCCCAAACUGCACAGGCAGCAACAUGACUCCCAUCACGCGUAUUCAGCAACUGAAAGCCAUAUGUCAAAAUCAAGGCUCGAGUCUGUAACUGAACUACCCGACGUCAGGCCUAAAGUAGCAAGAGAGGUGCUAACCCAUGAGGAGAUCCACCAGGCUAUUAGCAGGAUGCAAAGAUCCUCCAGAUCAAGAGACCCUGCAUGUGAGAUCCAAGAGGUCGUUGCGCAGCUGGUAGAAAAUUCGGACGGAUCGGUGGCCUUCAUAGAAGGCGAAAACCUGCCGUCAAUGCCAGACUGUCCUUUCUGUGAUGUACAAGAGGGCAUGAUACAUUUCGGUCCAUCGUACGAGCUCAAAAAGCUCCAGACCACGCAGGUGUUUCAAGUGGGCGAUGGGCCGCAGCUGAGGAACAUAUAUGUACGACAAGUGCAGGAUGCACGCGGCAAGGCCCCACUCGAGCAAACAGGACGCCUUUCACCUACACAGCGACGGGUAGCGUCCACUGGAACCGUGAUUUCUGACGAGUAUCAGAGGGCAGAUAUCGAUACCCUGUACAGUAACUGGGUUCCAGCAGAGCUACAGGUCGCAGGGGAACUGGAAUCCCUGAUGCAGCAGGGGAUAAUCAGAUACAACCCCUUGCAUUCAACUGUGGAAGAGGAGGAAGGAGAUGUGUACGAUUACGGUGACGUCUUCCAGAUGAAGCAGAAAAGUGGCCGCAGGAGGGCGCAAAGAGCGGGAGCAGCUGUCGGAAAUAUUCCUAAUGUUGGGUAUCCCACCAAGCAGUGGACCUCAGCUAGGAAUAUGACAAGGGAACAGAUAGAACGAGAGGGCGACGAAAGUCUUGACAGCGAGUUGAUCAUGGAGCUGACAUCAGGAGGUCUUCAUCAGGAGAAAAUUGUCCAGAAGGACGGGUGGACGUACAUCUACAUCCCAGGUCCACCGGAGUCUCCAAUAAUGCAAAGGCCUCGUACCACCACAAAGAUCUCCUACAGGGAGGACAAGCCCCCGUUUGCCUUUGACUUCAGUAGGUUGAUGCACUGGACUAUCGGCCGGAGAAACGAGGUGGAGAAGAAAGCGAGGGUGCCAGAAGAGCCGCACUACAUCCCCUUUGACUUCUCAAGGGUUGCAACCUGGACAGUGCACGAGUAUCAGCCGGGGUCCAACACCCCCGUAGAGAAGACGUACAUCAGCGCUGCCCUGCCUGUGCAGGUUCGCAACACUUACUUCGUGAAGGGCAGUAAUGCUAGCCAAGAGGACGCAGUGCGGCAAUCACCCAGGGUAACGGUCCCCCAAGAAGUCCGGUCAGCACCCCAAGAAGUCCGGUCAGCACCCCAAGAAGUCCGGUCAGCACCCCAAGUAGCCAGGUCAGUACCGCAAGAAACUAUGGAUUGGACUCAGGCAAAGUCUGUAGCUCCUCAAGCACCCAGGAUAAUGCCUCAAGAAAUCACAGACUGGACUAAGGCAAGCAGGCCAGAGAUGACCAAGGCAAGCAGGCCUGAAAGGAAAGACUUUGACUUCAGUCGAGUGCAAGAUUGGACAGUCAUAAAGAAGGAGACAGUCGGCGGAAACUCUGCCGUCGGACCAGACGAGAUGCGAAUAUCGUACCUCGAAGACGGGAAGUUGAAGCAGAGGUAUUACCGACGACCUCAUUUGUCCAGAGGAUCAUCAGUAUUGGUCGGUGAACAUCCCCCGGAUCUUUCCGACUUUAGAUUCCUCAGAGCAGACGAGAUUCCUCUUCCAGAGCAAGAUGGAAGAGUCCAACAUACCAGUGCUAUCCUGCCAGGCGAGAUGUACCUCACCUAUGUCGAAAAUGGCGAGGUCAAAAAGCUGUACAUGUCAAAAACUGGGCAAAGCAUGCCUGGAGAAGUUGUUGAUGCCACCUCACGACAGGCAUACUUCCAGCCCGGUUCUCGACAGUCAAGUGAGGAGGACAAUGAGAGAGCUACCUCCAUCUCUGGUAUCUCUGGUGUGGGCAGGCCAGCAAUGCAGUUCCCUUCAACGCAUUACGAAAGGGAAGGCUCAGGUGCCAAGCCUCCAUCCCCUACGGAUGACCUGGACACACCAAAGACACUGGAGAUGACGUCAGGAGGAAGACACGAACCUUCCGUCAGACCAGACAUCCAAUCCAUCCCACAAGACAUCCAGUGGACCCACGCUAACGGGACCCAUGAGGUCGUGCCUUUACACUCGGAGGAUCGCAGGCCCUCCCAGGUGAUCGUGAAGUCCGGCAGCAGGCCAUCCACACCUGCGGAGUCAGUGGGCAGCAGGCGUUCCGACCGGGUCAUCCACUACAAGUACGACAACGGGCGAAGCAGCGAUGACGUUAGUUUGGUUGUUGACGGUUCCAGGCCUAGCUCACAGUCAGAUAGCAGCACAGGUGCCCCGAUUUACGCGACAUCCAGCCACGCCCGACCCAAGUCUCCAACUCCAGACAGCAUGGCACGUCAGCCUCCUCGUCCUGUCUUCCUUCCUCCUCCACCUUCAGGACCAUCUCCGUCCUCCCCUGUUGCUCCUCCACGCAGGAGACGGUCAAGUGCAAGUAGCUCCGGUAGCAAUCCAUAUUCAAACUUGCAUCCUCCCCUCAGUCCUAAGAAAACACCGCCGACUUCAAACUCUCGACCACCAGAGCCAAUGGACACGUCAGGGCCAGCAGUGAGUGGUCGUUACCAUAAUGGCCAUCCCCAACGAGACUAUUCGCAAGAUCAUGAACAACCGCUUACAUUCGCAGACCACGACAUCCGGGAGGAUGACUCAGGAAAGCCGAAAAAGGUCGGUAAACUGAAGAAGAGUCGGUUCUUUCCAUUCCUGAAGGGUGAUAAGAAAGGAAAGAAGACGAAACACGCCAAUGGAUUUGCACCUGUAGGAGUGGUGGAACCCACACAAGAAAACAGAGAAAGGCUAGAGAGAUGGGGCUAUGGUAAUACACUUGAUCGCUGAACAGUUGACUUGUACGAGAAACAGAAGGAUCUGAUGUUGUGGAGUGAAGACUGCAGGCAUUAG